UGGUUGCCUGUCAAACUUUAAGUCAUCCAAUACAUUUAGAUAGGCUAUGCAAUGCAUAGCGGGGGUGGAUUCAGAAAGCCUGGGACUGGGAGGAGCAUCUGGGUGCGGGAGAACGAAUAAAAGCAGUGUUCACCGGCAAGUGUCACAGCGAUGUCAUCUGUAGGAAUAUGUGCGCUUGUAAAUAAGUUGUCUCCCCUCAUGAUCGCUUCGUCCGAUACCCCAGUUGGGUCGAUCCUUGGAUAUUUCUAUUAAGGAGCAAGAGGGAAUUUAGAUAGGCUAUAGCACGGUAUUACAGUGUGUCGACAACUAAGACAAACAAGUUGUUUAAUUCAAUGUGGAAUUUGUAAGCGUUUAUAAAGUUUAGAAUUUAAUGUACAGUGGCCAGUGGCAAUUACGCAUGUAGCUAACUGGUAGAAAACUAAAUUUACUCCAGAAAGUGGGCCUAUGUGUCUAUGAAGAUGAGCUUCAUCUUAAAGAACACGCCCUAAUAGAUGAAGUAGACAGAUAUAGGACCUAUGGGAGAGAGGGAGUUGGAAAUCUCCGUGUGCGGCUUGUGUCACACUCUGUGAAGCUAGUAGGCCUAUACCUGAGACACUCUAAACUGAGAAACAUAUGGUGAACACACGCCAACCGAAGAGUCUUGUAAGGAUAUCUUUCCACCUUUGUGACGGAACUUGGGGUUAUUCUACGGGACACGGUAAAUUUCACACAUUUAAGGAUUUCCUCCACCUGUGAGCAGUCGGCGUUGCCAACUUCCCCCUAGUGUGUGCACGGCAAGAGGGGGAACAUCAUGAGUAGAAAGACGCGUCGCUGGAUUUUUCACAUUUUUCUCUGCUUGGGGAUUGUGUAUUUGAAAAUUGGGGGCUUUUCGUCUGUGGUUGCUCUGGGGGCAAGUAUUAUCUGUAACAAAAUUCCCGGUUUGGCCCCUCGUCAAAGGACGAUCUGUCAAAGCCGACCCGACGCUAUCAUAGUCAUCGGAGAAGGAGCACAAAUGGGAAUCAACGAGUGCCAGUUUCAGUUCAAGAAUGGACGGUGGAAUUGCUCUGCCCUUGGCGAGAGGACUGUCUUUGGAAAAGAAUUGAAAGUGGGCAGUAAGGAGGCUGCCUUCACCUACGCCAUCAUCUCGGCCGGUGUGGCUCACGCCAUCACGGCGGCCUGCACCCAGGGCAAUCUAAGCGGCUGUGGCUGUGACAAGGAGAAGCAGGGCUUCUACAACCAGGAGGAGGGCUGGAAGUGGGGCGGCUGUUCGGCCGACAUCCGCUAUGGCCUUAGCUUCUCAAAGGUGUUUGUGGACGCGCGCGAGAUCCGACAGAACGCCCGGACGCUCAUGAACCUGCACAACAACGAGGUUGGCCGAAAGAUCCUGGAGAAGAACAUGCGACUAGAGUGCAAGUGCCAUGGCGUGUCGGGCUCAUGCACGACCAAGACCUGCUGGACGACGCUGCCCAAGUUCCGGCAGCUGGGCUACAUGCUGAAGGAGAAGUACAGCCAGGCCGUACACGUGGAGGCCAUCCGCGCCAGCCGCAACAAGCGGCCCAAGUUCCUCAAGGUCAAGAGCACCUUCCGCAAGCCGCUCGACACCGACCUGGUGUACAUCGAGAAAUCGCCCAACUACUGCGAGGCCGACCCGGUGACGGGCAGCAUGGGGACGCAGGGCCGCAUGUGCAACAAGACGGCGCAGCAGCCCAAUGGCUGCGACCUGAUGUGCUGUGGCCGCGGCUACAACACACAUCAAUACUCGCGCGUCUGGCAGUGCAACUGCAAGUUCCUCUGGUGCUGCUAUGUCAAGUGCAACACCUGCAGCGAGAGGACAGAGGUGUACACCUGUAAAUAAUGGGAAUAGUAUUAUUAUUAUAUUAAUGUUAAUGAUGGUAAUAUAAAUAUAUAAAUAUAUUUAUUGGAGUAC
Messenger RNA from Alosa sapidissima (American shad), 1906 nucleotides. It is a transcript of the gene wnt7aa, whose product is annotated as wingless-type MMTV integration site family, member 7Aa. Gene Ontology annotation, biological process: positive regulation of JNK cascade; neuron differentiation; canonical Wnt signaling pathway. The record is from RefSeq and is a predicted model, not a curated record. The transcript has 4 exons. Gene Ontology annotation, cellular component: extracellular region. Gene Ontology annotation, molecular function: cytokine activity; frizzled binding. Lineage: Eukaryota; Metazoa; Chordata; Actinopteri; Clupeiformes; Clupeidae. The coding region runs from base 791 to 1834 and encodes 347 amino acids.